GUGCCGUCAUUUAUUUUGCAAAAUACAGAAACCCGUUUGGGUAAAGAAAACGACGUCGUUUUGGUUGCCGCCGUGACCUAGUUCUGCCAUGGAUCCACAGAGCCAAACCACUUCAUUGCAACGACUCGAAAACGUGGAAAAGAGAAUUGUGAGGGUAUUAGAGCUCGCCGGCGGCGUAAUGGAAGAAAUGGCGAACCCUAACGGCCCCAGAAAGGACCUCGUUAACAGCCACUGUAGUGAAUUCAUGCAAUCUGUAAAGGAUAUUCAGAUGACGCUGAGAGAGGAGAUUAAGAGCGCGUGCGAGUACCGUCCGUUCGAGAAGUGCGACUACGUUCCGCGGAUAUCGAACGAGAUUUGCUGCAAGAAAUUAGAAUACGUCAUUGUGCAGUUAGAUGAGAUGAAGCAAACAAUCGAAGGAUAUGGAGAUCUAGCUUGAGGCUGAUACGUUGUACAACUGUAAGUAAAGCUUUGCCCCCGAUGCCUCUAAAUAUGUUGAGGCAAUGAAGAAUUGUGGUUUAUUACGAUGUUUUUUACUGAAUUUUGAGUGUGUUUAUAGUUUAUGUCGUUAGGCAAUGUUACUACUCGUAUUUUAUGAUUUAUAACAGUCCGUUUUAUUUAUUCUUCGAGGUCAAGAAUUUCAUUUACGUUUCGAGAUGUCUUUUCCAGUUUUCUUUGCCUUAAAAUGUAUCACGAUGAGUUGCCAUGGUAGGGUGCUCUAUAGAAUUCUCUGAAAAAUUAAUUGAAUUGGUAAAUGGU
Molecule: messenger RNA, 756 nt
Organism: Erythranthe guttata (spotted monkey flower)
Lineage: Eukaryota; Viridiplantae; Streptophyta; Magnoliopsida; Lamiales; Phrymaceae
Source: RefSeq, a predicted model, not a curated record